CCAUAUGGGCGGACGAACAAACCUAACGAAACAAGAUGGGAAUAAGGUCGAGGAGGCGAACCAGAGCCGCAUCAACUGAUCCACCGUGCCGCCGCCGCCGCACGGAGGACGUGUAUAGUUUUCCGUGGUCGGUGAUGUGGAGGGACUGGGCGGCGCUCCCCCGCGACGUACUGUGGCUCAUCGUGAGCCUUCUCCCGCAGGCCGACAUCCUCCGCGGCGCUGGGUGCGUGUGCGUCUCGUGGUGGCGGCUGGCCGUCGACGAGCCGCUGCUGUGGCGGCACAUCGACCUCGCUGCCGACAAGAACAAGGACAAGCACAAGAACUCGGAUACGGACAUAGACUCGGACUCAGACACAGACUCAAACUCAUACCCACCGGCAGGGUGGCAGGCGACGGCGUGUGCUGCCCUGCGGCGCAGCGCCGGCCAUUGCGAGUCCUUCCGCGGCCCCGUCGACGACAUUUUCCUGCUCUACUUGGCAGACAGGGCGCCAUUGUUGCGGAGCCUUCACGUGACGUGCCGGUACGACAUGGGCCGCACCCGCAUGGAAAACGAGAUCUUCAUCACGAUGGUGGUGAAGAAGCUCCCUCUGCUGGAGCAGCUCGUGCUGUCCGACGGCCUGAUCGAGCCAGCCUCGUUGGCCGCCAUCGCUGACCACUGCCCACGCCUCCGGCUGCUCAACGCCGGCAGCUGUCACACCUGUGGCCGCAUCAACAACACGUUAAGAGUGAGGCUGGAGAGCAGGAUCAAGGAUGUCCGGCUGCCAGGCCUUGCCGGCCGCUGCGGAGGAAUCCGCAUGAUGCGUCCUCGGACGAGACGUUUGCGCUGGUAGGAAGUAUCCCUAAAUUAAACAGGACUCCACUACAAAUCUGACUAUGACAAAUUAGAUGUUUUUGUGGCAAUUUGUGUUUGCUGAUGAUGGCAAGUUUAAUUGACAAUCAUGACAAAUCCGGUUUGGUUAUUUUUUUUAGGAAAUUGCUGUGUUCAUAAACUAAUUUUUUUUAUCCCCACGAAAACUUAGAUUUGCAUAAAAGACAUUCCGUUUGUCAUGCUUAGAAAUCUGACCUCAUAUUUUUAGCAUUACCGGUUAAAAAUAUGUGCAAAGAAUUGGGCCGACGACGUCCC
Molecule: messenger RNA, 1123 nt
Organism: Triticum aestivum (bread wheat)
Lineage: Eukaryota; Viridiplantae; Streptophyta; Magnoliopsida; Poales; Poaceae
Product: putative F-box/LRR-repeat protein 23
Exons: 2
Coding region: 36-830 (264 amino acids)
Molecular function (GO): protein binding
Source: RefSeq, a predicted model, not a curated record